AUGAACGCGCUGAGGCUGGCAACGCGAUGCUGGCGACCGAACGCGCUUUUUGCUGCGAGAUCGUUUACCAGCACUCAAUGUGCCAUGUCUGCUCAGAGUGGCCUUAGUUCAUCCCUCGAAAAUGUUGCGCAAAAGAUUAUGGAGCUCCUUGAUGCUCCUCGCCCAAUAAGCAAUGGCUUGCAAAUGCGACCCGACCGUUUUGUUGCGGUCAGAAGUCUGCUAGAGCACCCGGAUAUCGACGGAAUGAACUUUCUCACUUUGGAAAAACUCGUGCAGGAAGACGGAGACAACCGCUAUGAACUACUCUACGAGCCGUACUCACACUCCCUUGGCAUGGGAGAACAUGUUGAUCAAUGGUGGAUUCGAAAAUCUCGGAGUCUCCUCAAACCUAAAGUGGAACACGAAAUGAGACGUGUUACGCAGCCUCGAGAGUUCACACUAGCGCUCCACAUCACAGGGUUGGAAUCGUGGCCGUCCAUCAAACGUACGGGAAUAUCCAGGAUGUCACAACCACACAUUUAUCUACAGACUCAAAUCCCGGAUUACAUCGCUAGCAGCGCCGAGCCCAAGGAGGAACAACUUCUCAUAUACAUCAACCUCAAGAAAGCCAUGGACGCGGGAAUCAAGUUUUACGCUUCUAGUGCGGGGUUGGCCACCCCUGGCGACGAGGCGGGCUUCCUGAGACCGCGAUUUUUUCAGUACGUUUACGUUCGUGUCAUCCAGCGGAAAACUCUGUUGGGAAAGCCAUCACAACCUUGGUUGGUUACGCCGAAACGACCACUCUCGACAACCAGGCUUCGCUUAGGGUUGGCUCCCAGACGUCGGUGA
Molecule: messenger RNA, 828 nt
Organism: Laccaria bicolor S238N-H82
Lineage: Eukaryota; Fungi; Basidiomycota; Agaricomycetes; Agaricales; Hydnangiaceae
Exons: 5
Coding region: 1-828 (275 amino acids)
Biological process (GO): tRNA splicing, via endonucleolytic cleavage and ligation
Molecular function (GO): tRNA 2'-phosphotransferase activity
Source: RefSeq, a predicted model, not a curated record